UCGUUAACCAAGUGCAUUAACUUGGUUCUUACAAUUUUCAAAAUCCUCUGUUUUCUCCUUAAAAAAAUGAUGGCUAGUGCUCCGCUAUCGACCUUGUGCAUUCUCCCUUCGCAAAAUAGGGAAGUGAAUGGAUAUGUGAUGAACCUGAGGAGUUCAUUCUAUGGCAAAGUGAUAGCUAAUCAAAUUCGUAUAAAGAAGGAAACUGGAAGUAUACGGAGAGACCCUUUUGUUGCUGCUUCAGUGCUUGGAAGGAGAAAGACUGUUGUUCCUGAGCCUGAUUACAGAAUCCCAGUUGUCUUACUUGGUUUAGCUGGUGGGUUAGCAUAUACAAAUAAUCUAUUGCCAGCUGCGCCUGCUGGUCUCCUUGGCUUGCUGCUAUUGUUCCAGACUACUAGAGUGAGAUUUGUUUUCGACGACAAAGCUCUGGAGGUAAAAGUAGGUGAGCAGCUUCAGGAAUCAGGUGAAAAUGUCUUUGUGGGCGGAAAAAACCGUUGGAAAUAUUCGACAUUUGUGAAUUGGGAACUGUGGUGGCCAAAUUUCCCGAUUCUGGUGUACUUUAAAGAGACACAGACGAAACCUGAAGGACAAGUGCACUUCUUCCCAGUAAUUUUUAAUGGCAAGCAACUCUAUGACGUUAUGGUGGAGAGAGCUGGUCCUUCAAAAACUAGUGGACCAAAAGAAUCAUAAGGCUCGAGCUUCAAGGUUAAACCAUCCAGCAAUUAGUUUGAGAUUUUGGUGCAGUAGUAUCAACAAGGUAUGCCAGAGUUUUCCGGUGCUUCUGCUGUUACUUCAAGUAGCUGCAACUGUAUCUGGCUAUUUGGUUAAUGAACUCCAUGUAUAAUUAUAGAAAUCAGAGCAAGAAAUUAUAGAAUGAUGGAAAUUUGUAUAUAUGUGGAUGAGUUGCUUAAAUUAUUACUCUGCGAUGUGAA
Molecule: messenger RNA, 929 nt
Organism: Populus euphratica (Euphrates poplar)
Lineage: Eukaryota; Viridiplantae; Streptophyta; Magnoliopsida; Malpighiales; Salicaceae
Exons: 7
Coding region: 67-687 (206 amino acids)
Source: RefSeq, a predicted model, not a curated record